UCGGUCGUGAGUAUGUGCUUCUGCUCUUCAUUCUCUAGAAGCACUUUCUUGAGUCGUUUAAUGUACCUACUGAACAAUUAGAUAUGGAACUUACUCAGAAGCCUGUUCUGAGUUACAAAAAUACAGUGGGUAAGCUUAAAUACCGGCGCGCUCCUCAGAAAGUGGGGCUCUAUGUUCAAAACAAACAUGGCGCCACCCGAGUAUUCGAAGGAGCAAGGAAUUCUUUCACCAUAUUGACGUUCGGACAUGACCGGCAAAAAAGACGUUUUGUCCGAUGAAUAAAACUAUUUGAUCUUUAACUAUUGUGGGGUAUUUUACAACAGAAGCUUGUGCUUGCUGUAUAUCAGCGUAAACGUCAUAGCUAGGGCAAAUUAAUACUAAUUGCAUCAUUCUAUAUAUAAAGACAGUUGCUUCAUCGCCUCGCUAUUAACAAUGGCACAAGCCGUACAUAGCGCAGAGGAUACAGUACGCUACCGGGUGUUUUGUUCAUUGGGAGAAAACGCUGGCAUUAUUUCUGAUUCCAAAGGCAGUGCCCUGGGACCAAGGGCUAUUCUGGACCGACGUUUGGCCGCCAUUGAGGACAAGGUCCGUGUACGGGUUGCUGAUUAUAUGUGGCAUGUAGAACGGUUUAACCUGAAAGUUGUUGAUUCAGCGACUGAACCUGGACUCGAGCCGCAUCUUGCAGGCAGCGUAUUUUACGGCGAGAAUGUAGAUGAUGAGUGGUUUGUGGCACAUCUGUUCUUCGAGUUGACCCGCGACGACAGCGACCUCGUUGUUCAGGUAGAUGAUGAAGAUGGGAAUAUAUUUCUAAUCGAAGCGGCCAACGUGCUUCCGCGUUGGUUAACACCGGAAAAUGGUGAUAAUCGAGUAUAUUUGCAUCGAGGUGUUGUGCAUAUUGUACCAGAAAGUGCCAUCCCUGAGGCUGACUUGACAGUUAAACGUGCCGUUUCCUUUGUGCGAGCCACUCCGGCACAAAGUGUCGCAUCAGCUGCCAUACAGCAGGCCAUUCGCGGCAAGACCAAGGACUUUGAGAGUGUCAAGAUGAUGCGCGCGACAAAAUUGCACCGAGCCACCGUUGCCCUCCCGGUGAGAGCCGCAGCUCUUCUGCGUGAAGAUCCAUCUCUCGUCGCUGACGCUGCGCGGGCGUUUGCCCUUCGCACACCUCUUGACGAUCGAGCACUUCGCGCCAUGAAACAUUUUCCACCAGAGGUCCUCGUACGCCGAUCAUUGCUUUUGACACGCUUUAAUUAUGGACAAUUGCGUCAUGAGCGGUGUGUCCCAAAUCCAUUGACGGGUUGGAAAAUACCAGGAGCCCGAACUAACCGCAACAGUCCCGAGUUUAUUGAAGCCGACCUUGGCAUGAAACUUGCCUGUGGUCUGGAAAUUCUUUGCGUCGCUCUUGAAGAAAAAAAGACGUCAAUCGAUACGAAUACGCGCUUCCUCUAUUACAUUCGUCGUCUCAAGGAACGAAACUACUUUCAGGGAAACCUUGAAUGCUCAGAAAAGUAUAAGGAAUUAUAUGAUAAAGCUAAGGGCUACUUUCUACAACAGGAUAACGAUGGGGAGGAUCCGGAGACUAGUCAUCAACCGAUGCCUGAUAUUCUAGAGCGCGUCAAGGCUCUCCAACCCGAUAUGGCUGGACUUAUCGAAGAAGAGAAAGAUCUUACUCCGCCAGAUAGCGAACAUUGGCUUGAACUGGAUGAUGCUGAGCUCAAUAAGCUUCUCGCGCAGUACACGCAAGGCGCUCCUAGUCGAGGACUACAAGAGGCCUAUCACGAAGAGUCACUCACCCAGCAGAUAACGCAGGGACUUGAAGACUUUAUGAAACAUGUUUCAAAUUUCGACGGUGCCACGGCGCCAGUGGCAAAAACGGCAUCCUCAAGCUCACGACGCCGGCGCCCCAAGAGUAAGGACAAAACGAAGCGUCGCAAAAAGGGCGGCCUCAUAGCCGGUACUGCUGCCUCAGGGCUGAGCAACUUAACAAGCAACAAUGGAACACAAUCCGGACAUGGUGUUCCAAUAAAGAAGGACGAAGCAACCGCCGUGGGAAUCGAUGACAUGACAAACCUUUUGAGCGCUGUGCUCGAUUUCAAAAUACCGUCAGAGUCCGAUGACGACUCGAGCUCAAUGAGUAGUUAUGGCGAAGAUGUGAGUGAGGGUCUUGCUCGAGACAUGCAGCAGUACAUGUCGCUCAUGGAUAAAGAGCUCAGUGGAACGAAAGUGGGACAGAGUUUUGAGCGAGUGGCGCCGCGUGCUGCUCUGGAGAACUGGGACGAUGAUGUACCCGCUGUGGACAUUCCAUUAACAGCUCUAAAGAACAUUCUAAAAUCAACCUCUGCCGCUCGCGGAAAUCCGGGCCCCGCGCAAAACCUUUUGCAUUCGAUGGGAGUCCACAUACCACCCAAUUUGGAUAGUGAUGACGAUCCUGAGCCGGUGAAUCCAUAAGCCUGAACUACGGAGUUGCUAGUCUGGCCGUUACAGCAGUUUUUCCUUGUCAAGAUUGAGCACACAACUAUUCUGAUAAUUCGGUUAAUAACUCGGAUGGGUUUGCUGGUGUUGAGACUUUAUAGGUGUCCUAAAAUUUUAAGCUCUUGUUUGUCGUAUUCAUCUAUAAAAGAGUUUAGGAGAAAAAUAACAAACAAAUACAAUAUAUUCUCAAAAAUGGCUUUUGGUGUCAAGCUGUUUCAUCCAAAUGCACGGAACAGCGUGUAAUUUAGUUUUGAUAAAGGGCUAAAAGCAUUCGUACGCGUUAUUGUACGAGGAACUUACAAUGUGAAAGUACAAUGAACUCCCAACAUCAUCUGUUUCGAUUUACACAAAACUACCCAUUGUCAGUCUAACGAAAGCGUCAAUUAUUGUCGAUCAGGUGGUAUUUUUUAGCAUUCCAUCAUAGCAGAAACGCAACAAAUAUGAGUAAAAACGUGUUCGAGCAGUACAACCUGAACAUUAGGCUCAACACCUUUCUUCUUGUAAAUUAUUAUUUAAAAACUCUAAAAAUAGUUAUUAAAGAAAGGGAGCGGAAGCAUAAAUGCUUUCACAUUCUGACUAAUUGUUUGCUCUAUUCUUCAUAUUCAAAAUAUAGUUGACGAGAAGAUGAUCGAUCUCCUAGUGUGACGCCACUUAGUAGUCAUGUUCGCCGUAUUGUUAUUGUUAGCACAAAAAUGAUUAAUCAAAUACACAUGUUGUCUUAUUACAGACUGUAUCUGAGAAAUAAGCAAACACUAAAUAGAAAA
Varroa destructor (honeybee mite) is the source of this 3233-nucleotide messenger RNA. RefSeq names its product ecdysoneless cell cycle regulator (gene ecd). The record is from RefSeq and is a predicted model, not a curated record. Lineage: Eukaryota; Metazoa; Arthropoda; Arachnida; Mesostigmata; Varroidae. Gene Ontology annotation, cellular component: nucleus.